This is a messenger RNA of Baudoinia panamericana UAMH 10762, 433 nucleotides long. RefSeq lists its product as uncharacterized. The transcript has 2 exons. The coding region runs from base 153 to 395 and encodes 80 amino acids. Lineage: Eukaryota; Fungi; Ascomycota; Dothideomycetes; Mycosphaerellales; Teratosphaeriaceae. The record is from RefSeq and is a predicted model, not a curated record.
GUGCCGACCAUAGCCGGUAAGGUCACGUGGGAAGUCAUAUUUGGUGUCCCGGAGAGGGUCUCGGUUGGCUGCAUCUAGCGGAGCGGCCAGAUAGACGGCCAAAUCACAUCUUCUUAGAACGCCGUUAACAACUCUGUUGUACUGCGAAAGCUAUGCUAUUUACGCGGUUGCGCAUGGCCAAGCUGAGCGGCCUGUCCCGGCUUACGCGCAAGGCGCUAAAUCAGGCCUAUCUUCUCCUGUCACCCACCCUGUGUUCCGCCCUGUCAACCAUGCGUCCGCGGCUGAUGCUAGAACCCUGCAGUAGGCGCCUCCAUUCCGGCUCGCCUUCACCGAGUCAGUCUGCAUCCGCAGCGACAUCUAACCACCCAGGCUCCUCCCGAAGCUCCGUGCCGUGAGUCCCCCUUACGCGUGAAGCGAAGAUCGGCCAUGUCGC